AGCUACCGCACCCAAACACAAUAUAUUGUAAGGCCUGGUGUUGGUAGUGGGUAUUGGCGUCUGAGCGGUGGGAGCUGGGCCAUCGGGGCAGCGGACACCAUUUUCAUAGCUGGGAUCGCGGCCAAAGGGGGCGAGGACAGCAGUGCAUAGCUGGUGCGGUGGCCAUUGCGGGGACCGGGUCAGCAGGGUUUAUAACUGGGACAGCACUUCGAGGCUGGGACAGCAGGGAGGGUUUAGAGUUUUAGUUUGGUAUGUCUGGAACGGAGGAGGACGCAACUCUGAGCGCGAGGUUGGAUAAGGCGCUACGAGCUAUAGAGGAGGCCAAGGCUGAGACGAAUGAGGCCAAAGCUGAGGCGGAGGAGCUUAGGGCAGCACAGCGGCGGUCUGCGGGUGCACCUGCCGGCAGCAGCUCAGGAGGCGACGGUCUAGUUGCUCCUGGAGGGGCUUCAUCUGCACCGGUGAGGCCAAUGUGGCCAGGCGGGGUGAGUCAUGAUGGCGGUACUGGGGUGCCGGGCUUGCCUCUGGGAGGUACAAUUGUCAGAACUCCUGUGCCUAGAAUCCCGCCUAAUUGCACCGCCGACACUUUUCUCAGUUGGCGGAGACGCUUUCUGGCCUACGUGGACAACCACAAUCUCCAGCACACAAUCUUCGGCAGUGCUGAGGUUCCCGUUGUCAGUUGUCAGGAUGAAGGAUACUUGACACGCCAGUAUGGUGCACAGCUGGUUGUUGAGCACAAGAGGACAUGGAGUUUUAUCUUGGAGGCAGCGGUGGGGGCCCCAUUUGAGAACAACCUGUACUCUUGCCAUUCCGUGGCAGAGGCGUGGAGGAUGAUGGAGGAUUGGUAUUUGCCGAACCACCCAGCUGAUUGUCAGCUCCUCGUCGCCGAGCUAGAUAAUAUAACCAUGAGUGAUGAUGAGGACCCCAAGCUUUUCUUCUCGCGCGUCGCACAACUGGAGACCAAGUUACGGGCUGUGGGCAUUGCUAAGAGUGACCAGGAAGUUGUGCAGAUCCUUGUGCGCCAACUCCCCGCACGCUACGAUGUCGAGAAGCGCACUAGUCUUUCCAAGCGUGAUUUAACCCGCGCUGAGUUGCAGGACGUCGUGCGUGGUCGAUAUGCCACGCUCAAGGCCAGCGAGAUGAGGGAGCGAGGGUCGGUAGCUUCGACGCCGGCGGUUUUUGUCAACCCCCAUGCUCUUGUUGUGGGCCGUGGUUUUGGACACGGCGGCAACGGGGGGAGCGGGGGGGGCGGAGGCCAACGGCGGAAUGGCAACAACUGCGACGGCCGCGGGCAACACUGGUCCUCUGGGGGCGGUGUUGUCCAACAGCAACAGCCGCAGUUGCAGGUGCAGCAAUACCGGCAGCCGCAACAGCCGCAGCGACACAUGCAACAGCCGAACCAACAGCCGCAGCGGCAGGUGCAACAGUCGUACCCACAGCCGCAGCAGCAGAUGCGACAGCAGCAGCCGUAUCAACAGCAGUCGCAGAUGCAGCCGUACCGGCAGUCGCAGCAGCAGCCGCAGCAGCAGCGGCAGCUGCAACAGCCCGCUUUGAACGGUGUUGGUGGCGUCUACGAUUGCGGUAGUAAUGCCGUGAGUCAUCAGCCGGAAUCACUUCCUCCACCUGGCACGCCGAUGGGCACAGUGCACAGAUGCGGCCGCUGUGGAAGGCACGGUCACCACGCCAUAGAUUGCGCCGCCCCCCGCAGGUUCGAGGGCACGUGCGGUGCAUGCGGCCAGUACGGUCACAUGUGGCGCAACUGUGCCAAGAGCAACCGGCACCCCCACCUCAACGUCGUCACUUCUGCUGGUGCCCUCGGUCCGGAGUACGCGUACACCGCCGCGGAUACAUCGGCCGUCCAAUUUCGUGAUGUCCCGGCGGCCGAUGGCGUAUACUACAGUGACACCAUGCUGGCCGGCGCUGGUGGCGGCGGCAACGGUGGUGGUGGUGCUGGCGGUGGUGGCAGCGGCGGUGACAAUGGCGGUGGUGGCGGUGGAGCGAUCGUACAGCAGCAGGUAGUGACACCGGGCGAGCCCUACUUUGGUUUUGUCGACAUUUUCCACGGCAGCGGUGGCGUGGAAGGUGAAAAUGGCGGCGGCAGCGGUGGUAGUGACGCGGCGGGAGCGGGCCCUGAGGCGCUUGGCAACGGCGAGGGUACCUUCGGUGGCGGUCUCUUCGCGAUGCACCUUGUCUGUUCCGUUACCUCAUCCCCCCCCGUGCGCGAACCAUCCGACCUUUUCCCACAUCGCCCGGGUUCGACGGUCUUCCUUGGAGACACCGGCGCCGUGGUCCACGUGGUCCCUUCUGGGGAAAAGGUGUACAACAGGCGCCCGCCGCUCCCGGAGGAGCGACUGCUCAUGCUUGGCGACGGUAAGCACAUCCCGGUAGAGUUUUUCGGUGACUUGGAUGUGAUCUUCCACUGCCCUGAGGACGUGCGCGUCACCCUGCAGAAUGUUGGUGUGGUACCGGGUUUGGCGCUAGAUAUUCUGUCGCUGAACAAGAUCCAGGAUCGCCAUGAGAUCAAGCUCAACCGGCAUGGUGCAUCGAUCUUGGGGGGGCGAGUGCGCAUGACAAAAUUCCCUCACGGGAAUUACAUCCAGGGGACUCGCGUUGAUCCACUGCCUCAACGCGACUCACCUCCUCAGCCCCCCGCGAUGGUUGCGGCGAUGCUACGGCCUGGCACGCAAUCCAGCAUCGACUACAACGCUCUUCACUGCUCCCGCGGUCAUGCCAAUCCCAAGACGCUGUACGAGACUGCCAAGCAGAUGGGUAUCAAGGCGACCGGCAUUCCGGAGUACUGCGAUGGAUGUGCGGAGUCGAAGGCGAUUCAGCGCUCGGUCCCCAAGGUCAUCUCCCCCUCCCGCCGGACGACGCGGCCUCUUGAGCGUGUCGCGAUGGACCUAGCCGGUCCGUUCGGCCAAUCCAGCGGCGGUGCCAAGUACGUGAUGCAGAUCCUGGACCACCAUACCAACUACGGAUGGAUUUGCUUUCUGCGGGAGAAGAGCAGUACAAACGUGGUUGCGGCCUUUCGUGCGUGGUAUGCCUCCAUCAAAUCGCUCUUGGCUACUCACGGGGGGCUGGGCUGUGUUCUGACCGACAACGGCACGGAGUGGGUCAACGCGGAGUUUCGGGGGUUGCUGGCGGAGCUGAACAUUAUGCGGGAGCUCACGGCGGUCGACGGGCCCAAGAGCAACUGUCGCGUGGAGCGGAGGAUUGCACUAGUGAUGGUGGGGGGCAAGGCUGCGUUUCUGGACUUCCCGAAGCUUUUCCCAGGAGUAACGUUCCGGACCAAGGCACUGUCCUUCCGGGCCAUCUGGCCCGAGGCCUUCGCGUGGAUGAAUGACACUCUGAACAUCGCAGCGGAGGUGAGCAAGGAAGGCAAGCGGUGCCCGGAAGUUAAGCUGUACGGCAGGAGGAGGAUCCGAGUGCUUCUGCCGUUCAUGAUGCCCGGCUUCCGUCACCGUCACCGACCGUCCAAGAUGCACAGCAAGGGGGAGCGGUGCUUCUAUCUGAACUCAGGCGGAUCAUUCCUCGACGACGCACAAGAUCAUCACGCCGGCUGGGGUGCCCACCUACUCCGAACACUGCACCUUCGGCUUCAGCAGCCAGGGCUUUCGAGGAGAUGGGCGUUCUUGGGGGUCGGAAGGGGGGAUGGCCGGAGGCCCCGCGGUGGCGGCCGGAGCGGCAGCAUCGGCGGCAGCUCCAGCGGCGACNUCCGCGGCGGUUAUCGACGAAUACAAACAUCUCGAGUCCCCUAA
Ectocarpus sp. CCAP 1310/34 is the source of this 3755-nucleotide messenger RNA. The record is from the annotation of a GenBank genome assembly. NCBI's taxonomy places the organism in Eukaryota, Phaeophyceae, Ectocarpales, Ectocarpaceae.